AUGAUAAAAUAUAUUUUAUUAUUUUUAACCAUUUUAAAUAUUGGUAUUAAUGGUUUAGAGAUUACACCAUUCAGUAUCAAAUUAGCUUUUACAAAAGAAAGAGACUCAUUCAGAGUAACAUGGUGGACCAAAGACAAAAUGAAAUCACCAGUCGCAUUAUAUAGUACCGAAAUGUUUACACCAGAAAAAGAUUCAUCAUUUGCAGUUCUAGGUCAAGUUGAUAAUUAUGAUACUAUAGGUUAUCACGGUCAUCCAACUACUGCUGUUCUCAAUAAUCUUGCUGAAUCUACUACUUAUUUCUAUUGUGUAGGUGAUAAAUCAGAAGGUGUUUAUAGUGAAGUUUUUAAUUUUACAACUGGUUUAAUUACAUCCCCAGGAUUCGAACCAUUUACUGCUGUUUUCUAUGGCGAUAUGGGCUAUGGCGGUACAGGUUUAAAUUCUGAUAACUAUACUGUUGCUAAUGUUUUAAAACGUGCUGAAGAAUUUGAUUUUGUUGUCCAUGUAGGUGAUAUUGCCUACGCUGAUGAAACUGCAGGUUCAUAUAUUAAUGGUAACCAAACUCUUUACAACUUAUUUUUAGACUCGGUUAAUCCAUUAACCUCACAUUUACCUUAUAUGGUUUGCCCAGGUAAUCAUGAUAUUUUUUACGAUUUAUCAUUUUAUCGUAGAACAUGGCAAAUGCCAACCGACAAAGAUAGUAACUCAUGGUAUUCAUUUGAUUACAACGGUGUUCACUUUGUUGGUUUCUCAUCUGAACAUGAUUGGUUAAAAGGUUCAUCACAAUAUAAAUGGAUCGAAAACGAUUUAAAAAAAUACAGAGCAUCAAACCCAGAAGGCUGGUUAGUCCUCUAUUCACAUCGUCCAUUCUAUUGUUCAACAGUUUGGAACUGGUGUGAAAAUGAAAAGGAUCUUUUAAAGAGAGCUUACGUCGAAUCACUUGAAGAGUUAUUAUAUAAAUAUAAUGUACAUGUAUUCCUUGGUGGUCAUGCUCACGAAUUUGAAUUAAGUUUACCAGUAUAUAACAAUCAAACCAUGGGUACCUUUGAAGAACCAAAAGCAACUGUUCACAUCACUGUUGGCACUGGUGGAAAUGUCGAAGGUGAUCAACAUAAUUUCCAAAAACAACCAAUCUGGAGUAGUGGUCAUCGUUACUCUGAUCAAGGUUUUGGUAUGGCCAGCUUCAAUGAAACCCAUUUCAAUUGGCAAUUUUUCUCAAACAAAAAAUCAUCUGUUAUUUUCGAUUUUACUCUCGCUAAAAAUAAAUUUAACUAA
Messenger RNA from Dictyostelium purpureum, 1272 nucleotides. RefSeq lists its product as uncharacterized. Gene Ontology annotation, molecular function: acid phosphatase activity; metal ion binding. The coding region runs from base 1 to 1272 and encodes 423 amino acids. The transcript is spliced from 2 exons. Lineage: Eukaryota; Evosea; Eumycetozoa; Dictyosteliales; Dictyosteliaceae. The record is from RefSeq and is a predicted model, not a curated record.